Dovyalis caffra is the source of this 1176-nucleotide messenger RNA. NCBI's taxonomy places the organism in Eukaryota, Viridiplantae, Streptophyta, Magnoliopsida, Malpighiales, Salicaceae. The record is from the annotation of a GenBank genome assembly.
AUGUCAAAGUCAAACAAACUCAAGUCAGAAAUUGGGAUGCUAGCUGCUGCCAAAUCUACCAAGUCAGCAGAUUCAAGCUUUUCAAACAUGGCAACACAUAUAUUCCCAAGUGCAAUUGUUGUUGAAGUUCUCAGAGAUGAUAACUAUGAGAAUUGGAGAUGCUGCAUGAAAAGUUACAUGUUAGCUCAAGGUCUAUGGGAUAUUGUUGAACCAACUAUCAGAACUCCUAUCGAAAAGGAUGCCGAAGCAGACACUGAAAAACCUGAAAAUCAAGAAGUUGCUAAUGCAGAUUCCAAGGCUGCCGAUAAUCAAGAAGGUGAUGACCCUAAUGCUCUUGAUCAAGUAGACUCCGAAGCUCCUGAUGGUGAGGAAACUGCUAAAGCCGACUUGCAGAGAGUUCCUGAUAAUCAAGAAGCUGCUGAAGUCGGUUCUAAGGCUCCUGAUAAUCAAGAAGGUGCUCAAACUCUCUGUAAGAAGGUUCCUGUUGAUCAAGAAGUUGCUAAAGCUGACUCCAAGGCUCUUGAUGAUGAAGAAAGGCCUCAAACUGACUCCGAGGGUUGGUGUAAAAGGAAUGCAGCUGCUUUACAUGCAAUUCAAAUUUCAUGUGCGCCAGAUAUACUUUCCAAGAUUAGGAACAUUGAUUCAGCAAGAAAAGCUUGGGAUACUUUGGCAAAUAUGCAAAAGUUGCAACUAUCAACAGUUGAGCCAGAAUUAUCAACAGUGAAUGCAGGACUCGUUCAGAACGAAUAUAGUCGAUGGCUGGAACUAUUUAGGUAUGCACAUGAAGGGAAUUGGGAUGAGACGAAAAGAUUUCUUGACCAGCAUCCAGAUGCAAUAAAUGCAAAAAUCUCACAUUUUGGAGUAACAGCUCUUCAUGUAGCUACUAUCGCUGGAAAUGCGGAAGUUGUAGAAAAGCUAGUAGAGUUAAUGUCACCAGAAGACUUGGAAAUAGAAGAAAAUGGUGGAUGCACAGCCCUUUCUUAUGCUGCUAGGGAAGGAAUCACAAAGAUGGCCAAAUGCAUGAUCAGAAAGAACAAAAAUUUGGCUAACCUUCCGAAUGGAGCAGGACUUAUCCCAGUUGUGGUGUCUUGUAUUGGAAACCAUAAGGAUAUGACCCGUUAUCUUUACUCUGUCGCUCCAUUUGAACUGCUAUCCAUACUCUUGCAAGCACAUUGA